AGAGCGCGGAAGCUCUUCCGCACCGGGUCCCUGAUGCCACCGACCUCAUUAUUUUGACUGCUGGGUGAUGCCAGGCAGCCCGGCGAGCUCCUCAGGUGAGCGUGGCAGGCUAUGGGAUGGAUGAAGCUGAGCAGGACCAGUAUGAAGCUCGCCUCAAGGAGCUCUUCGACAGCUUUGACAGCACGGGCACGGGGUCCCUGGGGCAGGAGGAGCUCACUGACCUCUGCCACAUGCUGCACCUGGAGGAGGUGGCCCCGGCGCUGCAGCAGACCCUCCUCCAAGGCAACCUCCUAGGCAGGGUCCACUUUGACCAAUUUAAAGAAGCACUUAUCCUCAUCUUAUCCAGAACCCUGUCAAAUGAAGAGCACUUCCAAGAACCAGAUUCUUCCCCAGAAGCCCAGCCCAAGUACAUCAAAGGUGGCAAACGCUACGGCCGGCGGUCCCUGCCGGAGUUCCAGGAGUCGGUGGAGGACUUUGCUGAGGUGACCGUCAUCGAGCCGCUGAGCGAGGAACCGCAUCCCCCGCUCAUCGCGUCCAGCGGCUGCCAGGAGCACUGGAAGACGCGAGACAGCGAGGAGUACGAGGCCGAGGGGCAGCUGCGUUUUUGGAAUCCAGAUGACCUGAACGCCUCCCCCAGCGUCUCGCUGCCCACCCCGGACUGGAUAGAGGAGAAGCUGCAGGAGGUCUGUGAGCACCUUGGCAUCACCAGGGAUGGCCACCUGAACCGGAAAAAACUCGUCUCCAUUUGUGAGCAGUACGGGCUCCGAACGGCGGCCGGGGAGGUGCUUGAAGAGGUGCUCCAUAACCUGGAGCAAGAUGGCACCAUGAGCAUAGAGGACUUCUUCUACGGCUUGUUUAAAAAUGGAAAGUCACUGACACCCUCAGCGUCCACUCCGUACAGACAGCUGAAAAGACACCUCUCCAUGCAGUCCUUCGACGAGAGCGGGAGGCGCACCACCACCCCCUCGGCCAUGCCCAGCACCAUCGGCUUCUGCCUCUUCUCCAGCCUGGACGACGGGAUGGGCUACGGCUGCGUGGAGGGUGUCCUCGACUGCUGGCACCAGGAGGGCGUUGAGAACAGCCAGGAGAUCCUGAAGGCUUUGGAUUUCAGCUUGGAUGGGAAGGUGAACCUGACAGAGCUGACGCUGGCACUAGAAAACGAGCUCUUAAUAACCAAAAAUGGAGUCCACCAGGCAGCCCUGGCAAGCUUCAAAAUGGAGAUCCGACACUUGCUGGAGAGGGUUGACCAGGUGGCCAGAGAGAGGGAGAAGCUGCGAUCAGACUUGGAAAAAGCUGAGAAGCUGAAAUCCCUCAUGGCCUCGGAAGUGGACGACCACCACGCUGCCAUUGAGCGCCGGAAUGAGUACAACCUCAGGAAGCUGGAUGAAGAGUACAAGGAACGAAUCACAGCCCUGAAGAAUGAGCUCCGGAGAGAGCGGGAGCAAAUCCUGCAGCAGGCGAACAAACAGAGGCUGGAGCUGGAGCAGGAGAUAGAAAAGCUGAAAACUGAUGAGAACUACAUGCGGGACCGCCUGGCCCUCUCCCUGAAGGAAAACAGCCGCCUGGAAAGCGAGCUAUUGGAAACGGGAGAAAAACUGGCCGAGUACGAAAGUUUGGCAAGCAAACUGCAGAGGAACUUGGAGAACGUCCUGGCUGAGAAGUUUGGUGACCUGGAUCCUGGCAGCGCGGAGUUUUUCCUGCAGGAGGAACGGCUGGGGCAGAUGAGAAGCGAGUACGAGCGACAGUGCAGGGAGCUUCAGGACCAGAUAGACGAGCUGCACUCGGAGCUGGAGGAGUACCGUGCCCAGGGCAAAGUGCUCAGGCCUUCCCUGAAAAACUCGCUGUCGGAAGAGUUCGACAUCGAUAUGAAAAGUCAUGGCCAUAUCUGUAUUGAGCCCGACCAAGGACUCGGUUCAGAAGACUGCAACCCGUUAAAUAUGAGCAUAGAGGCAGAAAUGGCGAUAGAACAAAUGAAGGAGCAACACCACAGGGAUCUGCAUCACCUCAAGCAGGAGCUUGAAGACACAGUGAGCCAUUAUGAAAAGCAGUUGGAUGAGACAAAAGUCCACUGUGAAAAGGAGCAAGAGGACAUGAGGAAGAAGCACACCGAGGAGAUGCAUGUCAUGGAAAAACAAAUAUCUGGCCUUAAAAAUCAAAUUGCGGAACUGCAAGGAGAGGCAGCAGUGCUCAGAGAACAGCAGGAAAGGCUCGACUGCAAAUAUAAUGAUGAGAAAAACAAAUUAAAAAUGGGUUUCGAUGAGGAAAAAGCCCAUCUCCAAGAACUACUCAGGCAGGAGCACGAAGAAGACGUUAGAGCCAGACUGGAGCAGGUAAACGAGAAGUUCAGCCAAGAACGGGAAGAACUGGUUCAAAACAGUGUCUGGGUGGAAGAAAAGAUGAGAGUUUUAGUGCAGACGCUGCAGGAAGAGAAGGGGGAGCUGGAACGUGGCUUUCACGAGCAGCUGAAAAGGAUGGCCGAGGUGCACGCCAUGGAGAAGGAAGAACUCCAGCAAGAGCUGCUGAGGAAGCACGAGCAGGACCUGGAGGAGGAAAGGACAAAAAUGGAAAGUGACUAUAACAGAAGAGCAUCUCAUGCAGAAACUCAGUUUUCUGCCGACACACAAACCCUUGUGAAUAAAUAUGAAGAAAUGAUCCAAAAUCUGGAAGGACGUUACCGGCGAGAGUUGCAUGAACUUGCCGAACAACGGAGAGAGGAGAAAUCUCAGUGGGAGUUUGAAAAGGAUGAAAUUGCUCAGGAGGUUGCUGAAGCUCGGGAGCAACUGAAGGCAAGUCUUGCAAACGAGAAGGCCCUUUCUUCUGCCCUCACCCUGGAGAAAGAUCUCCUGGAGAAGAACUUUAAGGAGGAAGUGAACAAGCUUGUGUGCGAGAGAGAGCAGCUUCAGAAGGAGCUGCGAGACCUGAGGAAUGCUGCUGAGAAGCAAGAGAAAAAGCUGAAUGAUAAAAUAACCCAACUCCAAAAUGACCACGAGCAAGAGCUAAAGAACAAGGAAGAGCGUAUCUCCAUGGUGGAGGAGAACGGGAAGCUGGUGAGGCAAAAGCUGGAGAGGCUUGACAAGGAAUAUAAGCAAGAGAAAGAAGACCUCAAUUCCAAACUUCUUGCUUUGGAGAGUUUAAACAAAGACAUUUCUGUAAGAGCAGAAUCAGAAAAGGCCGAGAUGAGCUUGGAAAUCUCAAACCUUCAAGAGAAAAUACAGAAAUUGCAGUGGGAGACCCGCAGUUUUUCUGCGCUGCAGAAUCAUUAUAGGGUCCUGGAGAAUGAGUACGCGAAAGCAAAGAGCAAAAUCGCUUCUUUCUGUGGGGUGGUGCCUCUGGGAGAUGAUGCAGAUGUCCUCUUAAGUCUGCAGAAGGUACACGAGCAAGCCGUGAAGGAGAACGUCAGGAUGGCUGCUGAGAUCCUCCGGCUGCAGCACAGGCUGGAGGCUACGGAGCGGGACCCCCUGCGACCUCCCAGUCCUGGCUGCUCCCAGUCCAGCUCAGAAGGUUCUCAGCUGCCAGGAGAAACUGAGCCCCUUUUUGAAGGGUCUCCUGGCCAUUGUAAAGACGCAGAUGAGGGACCAGAUUCGAACGUCCUCCCGUUUUUGGAGGCUGAUGCUACAGACCUGGAAGAAAUGACUGAGAUUGACUCAGAUUGGGAGAACGCAUGCGUUAAAGCAGAUGGUUGUGCACUCAAGGUGCAGGCACGUCGGACACAUGGAAGUCAAGCAGGGCUGGAAGCUGGUGGCCAUCAGGAUUGUGACACCAACCAAGAGCUGCAUUCUCAGGUGCCCCUGCUGCAGAAAAAGAGAGACCUCGAGAAAGCUCUGGGGAGAGUAGUACCCGGGCCAAAAGUGCUACACAACGACAUGAAACAGCAGAAUAUUCACCUGCUAAAUCACAGAAUCGCUCCCCAAAGUAAAGGGUUGGUUUCUGAUGCUUUGAAGUUGCAGGUUGAGCUCGAGAAAGCUGAAGAACUGAGUGAAGCCUCUCUCCAGCUUGAUCAUGCUGCUGGGUCGGCAAGUGGUGACCUGAAAAGCGUAAUAGCUCAGCUUUGGCAAAGGGUCGAAGAGUUAGAAGACAGAUUGACGGCACAGGCUGAGCUCCUGUCACUGCAAGAGGAAAUUCAGGUAGAAAACGAGGAUCUGAAAUCCGAAAUGAUGAUGUUAGUUGAAAAAAACAAAGCACUAGAAGACAAGCUGAGAAGCCUUCACAGCAGACUAGAGGGAAGUAAACCUGGAGGUAUUAAGCUUAGAGAGGAAAACGCACAGCUCCUCCAAAAAGUCAAAGAAUUGGAAGACACCCAAGAACACGAUGCUCAAGGAAACGUAGGGGGGCACAGUGAGAAGCUCAGGAAGCUGGGAGAGGAUGCUCCCACCUUUACAGGUCUGCAAGAAGAGCCUUCCCAAAGCCACACCAGGGGGUCGUUGGAGAAGAGGGAGCUGCAAGAGCCCAACAGAAGGUGGAAAGUUGCCGCUACGGUUGACCCGAACGACACGUGUUUCCAGGAAGAGAGGAACACAGCGACGCACGGCUUGCAGAGCACCUGCACCGAGCUGCAGCACAAAGUUGAUCUUUUGAGAUGUGAAGCCGAGAAGCUCAGAGAAGAAAACGCCAUCCUGAAAAACGAAGUGACUUUAUUAAAUGAGGAAGGCAGCGCUUCCAGCCUGAAACUGAGGGAGCUAAAUGGAUCCCGAGAAGAAAUGCGGCAAAAGAUAGAGGCUGUGAGAAAGGAGAAAGUGGCUGUACAGAAGAUGGUUGACAACCUGAAGAAGCAGGUAGCAGAUCUGAAGACCCGCAAUCAGCAGCUGGACUCUGAAAACACAGAACUCAGCCAGAGGAACUCCAAAAAUCAAGCAGAUGUGCAGGAUCUGAAUCAACAGCUGGCAAGGGUGCUCAAGCAAAAGGAAGGGGGAAAGUGUACCCUGGAAGAAUGGGAAAAGGAGAGACUGGUUCUGAAAGAGGAACUGGAAACCUCCAAAGUAAAGUCAUCAAAUAUGGUGUCUUCCUUGGAGAUGGAGCUCUCAAAAAUGAAGGUUCAAGCUCAUAUAUUGGAGCAGGAGAACCACAUCCUCAAGCAGGAACUUGAGAAGACAAAACAGCUGCCCAGAUGCCCUGAUCUCGCUGACCUCCAAAACGAAGUUUCGAGCUUAAUUGCUAAAAAUGAAAAGCUGCAGAAAGAAAAAGAAGCCCUGAGUGAGGAAUUAAAUAGAUGUAUCGAUAAGGUAGCUAAAGUAAGCUGCUUAGAGAACGCACUUGGCAGCUUGAAGCAGGAACAGAAGUCCUGGGAGCAGCAGAGUCAGGCGCUGAAAGCCCAGCUCACCGUUUCACAAGAGAAGGUGCAGGGUCUGGAUGAAACGCUGCAAAGCACCCACCUGCAGAUGUCCCGGCUCAAGUCGGAUCUACGGGUGACCCAACAGGAGAAGGAAACUCUGAAACAAGAAGUGAUGUCUUUACACAAGCAACUGCAGAACGCCAAUGAAAAGAACCGGGUUCUAGCACUGGCUGUGCCUUCCUCAGGGCUGCAGGACCAACAGGGGCAACUCCACUGGGACCAACUGGAGCAGCUGAUGAAACAGGAGCAGCAGCUCCUCAGGCAGGAGAACGAGAGGCUGCAGAGAGAGGUCCAGAGCAGUAAAACAGACCUGACGCACUCCAGGGAGAAGAUCAGACAGCUGGAAUCUACUAUCCUCUCCCUAAAGCACCAAAAGCAUCAAAGCCAGUCGGGUAUCGUCAAAGCCAUAGAGCAAGAGAAAUUAAGCCUGAAGAGAGAGUGCGAACAGCUUCAGAAGGAGCUGUCAUCUGCAAACAGGAAGAUCAGUCAGAUGAAUUCUCUCGAACGCGAACUGGAAACCAGCUCGGAAAAUGAAGGGCUAAGAAAAAAGCAAGUCAAACUGGAUGAUCAGUUAAUGGAGAUGCUCCACUCGAGCGGCAGCGUGAUGCUUAGCCCGUCCCCGCACGCCCGGGAGCUCCAGCAGCAAGGCUGUGCCAUGGUGCCCAAGGAACAGUUCCUGCAGCUCCAACACCAGCUACUACAGGCGGAGAGGAGGAGUCAACGUCUUCAGGAAGAGCUUGAAAGCAGACCCUCUGAAACAAACAUGCAACAGGGGGGUCAUGAGCAGCUUCUAAAAAUGAUGGAAGAACGUAUGAUGGAUGUUGAACAGAAACUUCGACUUGUGAAAAGGCUUCUCCAAGAUAAAGUAAAUCAGCUGAAAGAACAACUUUCCAAGAACACUAAAGCAGACGCAAUGGUCAAGGAUCUCUACGUUGAGAACGCACAACUGCUGAAGGCUUUGGAGAUGACAGAACAGCGGCAGAAAACUGCCGAAAGGAAAAACUAUUUACUAGAAGAAAAAAUCGCCAACCUCAAUAGAAUAGUGAAGAACCUGGCGUCCCCAUCGUUUAAUUCAGCAUCCGAGAUAAGGUCAUAGCAGAGCUGUUAAGGCUGCCACAGUCCCAUGCACUUUACUGAAAUGUUAAUAUUUCAGCUUUUCACUGUGUUGCCUUUUUGUAUCGAUGUAUUUUAGUUAACAGAUUCCUCCAGGGAGAGGACAGAGCUAAAUCCCAAACCGGACACUGCCAAAAGAGAACUUUUGUUUAUUCCCACACUGGUUUUUUUGCUAAGUUUUGCCUAAAAGUAAUGUUCCCUAUGUAAAAAAAAAAGUCACAUUUUUCUAGGGUAACUUAUUUUGAUACUUUGGUUGUAAUUUAAAUUAUAAAUCCUGAAUUUACUGUACUGAAUCAAUUAUUCCUCUCUAGAAUGAAGCCAAGGUCUAUUAGGUUACUGAAUUCAAAACUUUAAAUUAUUUUUGGCUUUCUAGGAUAUUUCAUGGUCCAAACUUAGUAAUAGUGAUAGGUGAGUCUUCAACACUGUCAGUAUAACUGCUGUUGAAAGCAAGACUUUCCUGAUAUGGUCUGUUCCCUGCAAACUCAUUCUGGUUUCCCUAAAGCAAUGUGCUUCUGGGUUAUUCUUCAUGGCUGUUUCUCUGCAGAGCUCAGAAAAAUGUUUUCUUCAAAAAAACGUAAGUUGACUACUGCCUCCAACUGAGUGUUACGAUAUUUCAUCCGAAGAGAUUAUCCAGCUGGCAAAUAAAGACUACUAUUAUUUUCUUUCUAAGCUGUGCUGCCAGAAAACUUAAAAAUUUUAGAAGCCUUAAUUUGGUUUUUGUAUGUGGAAAUAAGUUAUGCUAAACAAAGGAAGAGUCACUACACAGAGUGAAGAUGUGAGGUUUGUUUGUAUAAUUUGUAAAUUUAGCAGAGCAGUGGGGGUAUGUUUAUUAAACAACUGGCAGAAGAAUGAAGAGGGGGACUCAAGUGAUUUCUUCAGUGAAAUCCUGUCGCUGGGUCUCCCCACAGGGACUUUUGCCAUUAAUGCAGUGUUCAAAACGAACAUUAUUAAGUGUUCAUUUCAAAAGUUUCAAAUUUCAAAAUGAAAUUAUCACUCAACCUGAGUGAUAGUUUGGAAAGGCCUGUCCUUUGUAGUAGGUCCUAGUAGAGAAUAUGUUUGUAACUACUUGUGAAGAACCACAUUCGAUGUGAAUAUGAAGAACUCAGGGAAUAACAGCCUAAAUUAGCUUCCUUCAACACUGUAAGUGUGGAUAUUAAUGUCAAUAGAUGAAGCUAAAUAUGCAUUAGGAAAAGCAGGAUAAACCAAAUUGUAUUUGGAUGAUUAUUACCUUAGUACUCCUAGACCAACACGCAGAAGUGCUGCAGUCCUGAGGGUGAAAGAGCAUCAGGGUUUGUAAUGACAGGUAAUGCCUCCUAUUUCAUCAGUCGAUGAGGCUAAUGAGGAAAUGCAAAUUUUCUGGGAACACCUUAGAGACUGAGAUGGGUCUGGCAGAGAAGCAGCUGAGUAAGAGCUCGCAUGUUCAAAUGCUUGUGUAUAACCUCUUGCUGCACAUAGUCUAAAUGCCUUGCCUCCCUCAGACCAGUAGGAAGCACUUAAACAAUGUAAAUAAAACUGGUGAAAGGGGCCAUACUGGUGAUACUUGAAACCGGACCUCUUUAAAUAUGCACGAGCUGAGGAUGCAGAGGAAGAGGGUGAGAUGCUUUGUCUCUGAGACCGCUAGCCAGGUGAUCAAUGCUGACAGCAUUUGUAAUGAGCCAAAAGUCCUGCCAGAAACCGGAAUAAUACUGCCUACAAGCUGUGGAGUAACCUAUGGAAAGUGACUUUCACUCAGUACUAAUUAGCCUGUGGCUGUAGGGGGUGAUAAACUAUGUGCAUAUGGUUACUUACCAGUUUUGGAGGGUUGAGGGACUGAAUUAGACAUACAGGGUAUGACCUCCUCAUCCUCCGUUGCUUUUUGCGGGCGCUAUAGUGGAAAUGGAAAUAUAAUCAUGUAAGAAGAACUUGUUGGAGUAUGACGAAUUUCCUUAUAAACGAUUUCGCUGCUAUGCUGUUCUCAGUGCCUGUACUAGGUGUUUCUCUAAGCAAUCUCAAAUUCAAGGAUUUACAUAUCCCAUUUUUCAGAGGGUACAAAAGUUCUUUUCAAAAAUUCGAAACGUGUCAAAUUGACAAAUUGCAUUGAUAUAAAUCAGAGCUUUUAAAAACGUGAAGCGGUAACAUCUUGUUCCUUUUAAUCAAAAAGUGGAUUAAGUUAUAAUAAGUCUCUAUGUGGGGGUAGCAGGGCUGUGUGUUAGCAGUAUGGGGAUAAAGCACACCCUAAAACCAUGCCCAUGCUACAGAAAUUAGCAAAGUUUCCAAGUACUUCCAGGAAACAAUUUAAAUGAGGCUCAGAUUAUUAGAACUGUAUUUGGAAAAAUUUCAUUAGCUACCACACUUUAAUGCUACUUCAUAUCUUGGCCUAGGUUUACUUCUAACACUCAGUCUGUGCUCGAAGUCUGAAUGCUGAACAGACGAGUGCUUCGCUUAAACUAUUAUGGAAUUAAUUCCACAUUAUUCAGUUUUAAAGGCUAGACUACUUAAGUAAUUAUUUUCAUCUCCUGGUGGUUACCAGGUUUUUAUAAACCAAACAUACAGAUGUUUCUAGAGCACAGUACCAAAAAGGGAGCCCAGAUGUUGGAAUGGAAGGGAGAAACAGAGACAAGGGACUUUGAUUUCUCCCUUUCUCACCCUGUCCUGCCUUGCUCUACUUUUCUUUCGCGUAGCUUCAAAAAAACUGACCAGCCACAGGAGAGAGGAGGAGGAGGAGGGGGGAAAUAUUCUUUAGACCAAACUCCAAUUUCACUGGAACACUUGUGUGAAUUAAUUCUCAGAAGUGCCUUGAGUAAUUCCAUGUUCUUGAGUCUUUCUGUACUGUACCGGUUUUGUUGCUACAGGACAAUUCAGGACAAAGGUAGCGCCGCUUAGAAAUGAGCGUCACAUUAUUUAUUGGUUCAUUAUAUCAGCUCAAAAGAUAAAGCAGCUGGUUUUACAGAGUCUAGGCUACUGAAAAGAAACAUAUAAACAUGUCAGUUAUUGGCCAUUAGCUGUCUUUUGUGCAUGAAUGUGUCUCCUAUGCAGUAUAGGCAUCUUAAAGAUACCAAAGUAUUUAAUGGUAUUGUACCUGUCUGAAGUCACUGAAUUUCUAGGCCUCAUUUACACAAGUCUUGCCAAUUAAGAUAUUGACUACUUUAUUACCAGAAGGUGUUUUAGAUGUUUUCACCUCUUGCUUUAUAAAUCACUGUGAAAAUAAAGGCACACGGAUAUCUCGGGUUGGGAGUUUUUGGAAGAGGAAAGAGCCCAAGUUAGAUUGAAAUGCACUGAAUUCACACAGUUGAAGUGCUACUUGUCUAUUUAAAAUUAUUUAAAAGUAUAGAUUAUCGCACAUUCUCCAAUUAUGACUUUAAACAUGAGGAAAAUUGAAUUCAUUGCAUUCUGAUUGAAGGGGGGGGGUGAAAAGUAUUGUAACAUAUUUGAUUUUAGCCAGAUUAUAUGUAAGGCAGAGCAGGGGCCAGACUGGAUCUAUCAAGAGUAAAAUCCUUUUGUUUACUUUUAGCAAAUGGCAUCACUGUCUCUCAGGUUUUCCAUCAUUUACCUGUUCAGUCUCCUGUUCGGUGUCAGAUGCUGUCACUUUGUGACAAACGACUUCUGUAUAAAUGAAAAACAAUUGUGUAUUUUUUUUUCUACUGAGUUUGUUUUGUUCUGCUGUAAUAUAUUGUCCUUUACAACAUCAUGUAAAACUGUAAGAUGAACCAAUUUACACAUUAUUUAUAAUGAAUGUAAAAAAAUUAAAAAUAAAUAAAUUGCUGUAUGAUCCAUA
This is a messenger RNA of Calidris pugnax (ruff), 10196 nucleotides long. It is a transcript of the gene NIN, whose product is annotated as ninein. Gene Ontology annotation, cellular component: mitotic spindle pole; pericentriolar material; centriole. Gene Ontology annotation, molecular function: calcium ion binding. Gene Ontology annotation, biological process: microtubule anchoring at centrosome; centrosome localization; centrosome-templated microtubule nucleation. The transcript is spliced from 31 exons. The coding region runs from base 117 to 6425 and encodes 2102 amino acids. The record is from RefSeq and is a predicted model, not a curated record. Lineage: Eukaryota; Metazoa; Chordata; Aves; Charadriiformes; Scolopacidae.